UAAAUAAAUUAGUGUUUUGGUAUGUAAAAUAUAUAAAAAAAGAAAUUAGCAAAAAAUUCCAUGUUAAUUAAUUUUCAAUAAAUAUUUUGUUGUUUUUGUCUUUGGCAAAAUUAAUAAAACUACACUAAAACUUGUGACAAUAAGCCUAUAAUUAAAUUUAAUUAAAAAUUGCUACUAAAGCAACAACAACUAUUGCCAGCAAAAAAAAAAAAAAAAACUUAAAAAUUUUUGUUCUUAACCCAUAUAGUGGCAAAUACGUACUGUCUACUAAAGCUAAAGCUACUUUUACGACAGCAACUAUAACAACUGUUACAACUAUGUACAACAACAACAACAGAAAAAACCUUGUCAUCAAUAUACAAUAUAGCAGCAACAAGUGCUGAACAGUUUUAUACAAAUAUAUACAUACACAAACAGCUAAAAACACAAAUACAUAUGUAAUACAUACGUGUUUGAGUAAACAGUAACUCUAUCUAUUUUCUACUGCUUGUGUUUAUAUUCAACCAAUUUAAGUAUUUAUAAUUCAAAAACUAAAACAACAACAACAACAACAAGAAAAACAAGAAAACUACGUUAAAAAUUACAUACGUAUUACCUACAUGUAUUAGUAAACAUCCUAUCAUAUGUGUAUCCAGUUUCAACAAUAUUACCAUCAUCAUCAUUAUUAUCAUCGUCAUCAUCAUUAUUUUGCAACAACUGUUUGUCGUCUAUUCGAGUUUUGUAUAUUUAAUUAUAUACAAUUUUGAAAAUUUAGUUAAUUUUUCAUACUCGUACGAUUUUACUUCAAAAAAAACAUAGAUAAAAAGUUAUUACAUAAUUUCAUCCAUUAACAACGGUGGUAAUGUCAACAGCCAAACGGCUGGUUUUAUCAUUACGAGGUCGCAAAAAUUCUGAAUGUAAUACAGCGACUUCGUCAACACGUUUAGUAUCGGCCGGUGCAUCACCCGGUCAUGAACUGGAUGAAAUUGCUGUAGUUUCGGGGACUGGAGAAUCAAGUCAUCAUUUUACUUAUGGUGGCAUCGGUGCGAAUAUAAAUAAUGGACCCCGCUAUUCAACAGAUUUAGGCUCAAAAUUUGGUAUGUCACAGCCAAAAUUUGGCCAAAGUGUUUCACAGCAAGGUUUCUUUACAUCACACGAUAGCCUAGCCACACCAUGUGCAUCACGAGCUUCCAAUUUACAUGUGGCCAAUACAAGCACUGCCUCCGAUAUGGAUCUAUUACACAACAAACAACAAAACGAUCGACGAAAAUCACGCGGACGUCUGAAAGACAACGAUCAACCGCUGCUGGGAACAUGGACACGAUCAACGGGUCGCGGUUCACAGGAUAACACCUUUAAUGGACCGCAUCAAUUUACUGGGAAUUUUUGUAAUGGCACAGAUCGAUAUCCCCGCAAUCGUUCCGGUACAUCAACAACGACAACAACCGCCACACAACAACAAUUUCAGCAACAACAGUCCUCAAACAACAAUUCCUUACAUCAUUUACAACACUCUGCCUCUAUGUCACAUCCCCAUCAUCAUCAACAGCAGCAGCAAUCACAGCACAACCAACAACAAUCGCAACAUCAUCAGCAUCGUUCCUCGACUACACAACUACAGCAGCAGCAACAAAAGCCACCCAGACGCACACCAUCACAGCGGCUGCGAGCCGCAACAGCAGCACGAAAACUCUAUUUUGUUUUCGAUCCAGCGGGGCGUUUGUGCUACUACUGGUCGAUGGUCGUUUCGCUGGCCUUCCUCUAUAACUUUUGGGUGAUAAUCUAUCGUUUUGCAUUUCAGGAAAUCAAUCGACGCACAAUUGUGAUAUGGUUUUGUCUCGAUUACUUUUCCGAUCUCCUAUAUCUUAUAGAUAUAUUUUUUCAUUUUCGUACCGGCUAUCUGGAGGACGGUGUACUGCAGACGGAUGCAACAAAACUGCGUCAACACUAUAUGAAUUCGACAACAUUUUACAUAGACUGCCUGUGUUUGCUGCCAUUGGAUUUUUUAUAUUUAUCAAUAGGAUUUAAUUCAAUAUUACGAUCGUUUCGUUUAGUUAAAAUCUAUAGAUUUUGGGCAUUUAUGGAUCGCACCGAACGUCAUACAAACUAUCCAAAUUUAUUUCGUUCAAUCGCUCUCAUACAUUAUCUACUUGUGAUAUUCCAUUGGAACGGGUGUCUCUAUCAUAUUAUACACAAGAAUAACGGUUUUGGUAGCCGCAAUUGGGUCUAUCAUGAUUCCGAAUCGGCCGAUGUAGUUAAACAAUAUUUACAAAGUUAUUAUUGGUGUACGUUAGCUUUAACAACGAUCGGUGAUUUACCUAAGCCCCGAUCAAAAGGUGAAUAUGUAUUUGUGAUAUUACAAUUACUAUUUGGAUUAAUGCUAUUUGCAACGGUUCUGGGUCAUGUGGCGAAUAUAGUGACGUCGGUGAGUGCAGCGCGAAAGGAAUUUCAAGCUAAGCUUGAUGGCGUCAAAACGUAUAUGCGUAUGCGACGUGUACCCAAUCAUCUGCAGGUGAAAGUCAUCAAAUGGUUUGAUUACCUGUGGCUGACACAAAAAUGUUCCGAUGAGGAACGUGCCGUAUCAUGUCUUCCUGAUAAAUUAAAGGAACCUGCCUUUAAUGAAGCCAUUACGGUUUUGCCAUUAUCAGCCACUACUUGCAAACGUCCACGAUUAACAAUGUACAUUUCUUUGCCAACUUCACCUGAUAAUGCCGAUGAUGUUGGACCGACCGGUAAUCGUCGUACAGCAUCUGUACGUUCCGUGGGUUAUAGUGAUUUAUUUGUGUUGAGCAAAAAGGACAUGUGGGACGUUUUAAAGGAAUAUCCCGCUGCACGUGUACGACUGGAAUCAAUUGCUGUUAAACGUUUAGAGAAAUAUAAAAAAGCACCAUUGGAAAAAGUACAAUACUUUAAUACAGUUGCCAUGGGUCGAUGUCAGUCAACACCGGGCUUGGUGGAAAGUUGUGGUCGUACUACAUUGGAAGAUAUGUAUUUGCCACAGCCACCAUUAGUGCCACAUUCUGUGCUAUUGCAACAGCAGCAGCAACAACAACAAACACAGCGUCAAACGCCACACGAUCAAGUACAACAGCAGCAACAUUUACAAAAUUUGACUUAUAGUCGAGCUCCUAGUCCACGUUCUAGUCAAACUUAUAUUGAACGUAUACAACGUACUACAGAAUCGCCAGGUUCUUUAAGUCCCAGUGUGCACAGUUCAGAUGAUAGGCCACGCAGUAGAACAACGUCACAUCAUUCAACGAGACCACAGUCACAACCAAGUAGAACAGGACAUAUUUGUGACUCUAGUUCUCACUUAGACUGUUACGGCACAGGUACGUCAGCAGCCAGCGUAGUAGGUGGCGGCACAACACCCCUAUUGGGAUCACAUGAAGCUUUAGAAGAUGAAAUUAAACGUUUGCGUGAGCGUCUACAUACAGUGGAAUCAGAAAAUCAAGCAUUAAAUACGAAAUUAUCACAACAACAAUGGGAUUUGGAAAAUCGUUUGGCUGAAAUUGAAAUGCAAAUAUGCGGUGUCUCAUCGACAUCAAGUCUAGAUCCAGAACAUGAAACGGAAGAAAUGGAAAGAAAUCGUGAGAGUAUCAUAUAACACGGGAGCGAGCUGCCCCAUCAGCCGAUCGGAGCAGCAGCUGCAACAACAAAAAUAUCUUUAACCAAACGAGCUUUAAUCGGUGAUGCCAACUCAUCGCCUCCAUUAAUGUUUAAUAAAUACAGACGUUUCUCAAAUAUGGCCACCCAAACUCCAACAUCAUCAACGAAAAGAUUUCACUUAAAUAAUCCCCCCACAACAUCGUCUGAUGUUAAAGCAGAAGAUCAUCUUAUGACAUUUUCCUCAUGUUCUUCACGUAGAGGUCGUAAAAUAAUGUCAUCAAAUGCAGGGGAUUCAUCCAGAGAUCGGCAUAUGGAUCUGGCAGCUAAAUAUUCUUCCAUUUAAACAAGUAGUAAAUGAAAUAAACAAAUUAACAUUUAACUCAUUAAAAUUUUGUAUAUAAAUUAAUUAAACUAUUAAGUGAAACGGA
Molecule: messenger RNA, 4016 nt
Organism: Lucilia cuprina (Australian sheep blowfly)
Lineage: Eukaryota; Metazoa; Arthropoda; Insecta; Diptera; Calliphoridae
Product: cyclic nucleotide-gated cation channel alpha-3
Exons: 13
Coding region: 842-3586 (914 amino acids)
Biological process (GO): monoatomic cation transmembrane transport
Cellular component (GO): plasma membrane; intracellular cyclic nucleotide activated cation channel complex
Molecular function (GO): intracellularly cGMP-activated cation channel activity; intracellularly cAMP-activated cation channel activity; cGMP binding
Source: RefSeq, a predicted model, not a curated record